GGCUUCCGUAGACAUUUCCUUCCGUUCUCCAGUAGUCUGCGGCUCUGCCAUCUGUGGUGAGAAGUAUCCGUGGGCAGCUAAAUCAAAGCCAUGGAGCAGAUCAAUAAUAUUAAAGUGGUUCCGUGCACCAGCUCUAACUAUCUGAAACCGUUUAGGGUGCAUUAUAACCAGAAUGGGACAAAGAAGUCCUGGGACUUUAUGCAAACCCAUGAUAGUGUCUCUGUGCUGAUUUUCAACACAACCUCACACUGUUUCAUCCUGGUCAAGCAGUUCCGCCCAGCUGUAUACAUGAGUGAAUGGGAGCGAAGCAAAGCAAAUCCCCUGCAGCCUGCGGAGGAAGAGUCUGCAGAAGCCGCCCCAGCAGAACCUAAAGUACCAGAAGAGGACAAAGCAGGGGAGACGAGCGAAGAGACGUCAAGCCACCAACCUCCUGCUUCGGCCGGCGUGACCUACGAGCUGUGCGCAGGGUUAGUGGACAAACCCGACCUCUCCUUGGAAGAGAUUGCCAGACAGGAAGUGCUGGAAGAGUGUGGCUAUGAUGUGCCAGUCACCAAACUGAGGAAGAUCACAUCAUACAGGUCAGGAGUUGGAGUGACUGGCUCGAAGCAGACCAUGUUCUAUGUGGAGGUGUCUGAGGAGAAUCGUGUCGGAGAGGGAGGAGGUAAACCCCAAGAGGGCGAAUUGAUCGAGGUGGUCAAAGUUCCCCUUCUGGAAGCCAUGACCUUUGCCUUUGAUGAGAGCAUCCCUAAAACGAUGGGUGUCAUUUUCAGCUUCAUGUGGUUCCACAGCAACAUGUCACCGAAGUACAAGAUCUCCACCAACGUGUAACAUAAUGGUUCCAAGCCAUCCAGAAAUACAAGUCAUUGCAUACAUUUUUAUAUAUAGUAAUCAAAAUGGUCACUAACUGUUAAUUAUUUUGUUAUUUCUUACACUUUUAUCUGUUUGUUGUGGUUCUAGCUAUUGUCUUAAGCAGCACUUGUGUGCCAUCCGCUGAAGAGGUUCAUUGUGAGUUUGUUUCGUGUAACCGAAUGCUUUGUUUUUAACAUGUCAGGAAUUUCAGCCAGCCAUUUGAAAUCACACCCCAGCCCUUAAAGACUUUGUAAUGAUGAUCUAUUCCACUCUGAUUUGAGAGGGUAAGAUCUGAAAGACUGUGUUGAUAUCAACAGAGAAAGAAUCUCAGACCCGGAUCAUUCGUGAUUGAAGCUGUUCUUUGGGGUCAGAAAGUGAGACCUCUAGCCAUAUUCCCACCAGUUUUGCUGUCAGGCCGGUCAGUAGAAUAACAUUAAUUUUUUUAAAUAUAAAUAAGCAAGUAAAUAAUCACAAUAAUUCAUGUAAAUUAUGUGACCAACACACAGGCAGCUAUACAAAUGAGAGAACUUGAGAGCCACUUCUUAGAAAACAAUCAUUGACAAAGAAAAACAAUUACGCUGUUGCAUUUAUCUCAGGUCCAAAGCUGACUUUGGGACAUUCAGGGUUAGUGAUGAUGCUGAAAAAUACUGAGGUGUUUUUUUUUUUUUAUUUACAUUUUUUGUUUGUUUAUUGCUGCUUAGCAUUAAGUUGAUAUUCUGAGUAUUUUGCACAGAAUUUAUUCAUGAAAUAUCUACUACAAAAACCUAAAGUGUGAGUACAGUGCUAGUGCUACAGGUUUAACGCUGCUUUAUCAUAAUCAUCAUAACUCUAACAUUGUUCUGAAUUCUUUCAGAACUUAUGGAAUAGAAUAUAUUAGGGGUGCAUGAGCUUGUCUGCUGAAAAAUGUAUAUUUUCAAAUACCAUAUAUUGUCAGAGGACUGGUACCUCCUGAAGUCACAUCAGCAAAGCACACUGACUUUCUGAAAUCCAUUGAAUAUGAUACUUGAAAUAAUUUAUAUUACACUAGCAGUUUACUGUAUGAAUAUAUAGAGUGAUGACUAUAAAUGCUUGAUUAUAAUCAAUAUCCCCUUAAUAUUUUCCAUCAUACCUCGAAGAUUUGAGAGGCUGCUUGUAAUUUCAGUUGCAAAGAUUUUAUCAAAGUGAGCUGAAGCUUUCUGAAUCCGAUUGUCACUCUGUUGUAGGUCAGUUCAGAUUGUCUUAUGCACAAAGCAUUUCCUAGCUUAAUUUCAAUCAAUUGAUUAAUCAGUCAGUUGUUUUUCCUAAAUCUUGUUGGAUUAAUACUUUUGUGAAGGCACAAACAUUUAUUAAUACUAUCUUUGUUUUUGUCAUGAGUAUUAUCAGUCAUGUUAAAUUAACAGUAUUACCAGCUGAUUUGAACUUAUUGUAAAGAAUUUCCUCUGUCCUAUCACUGUACUCUGUAGUUUAUAUUCUAUUGUGAUUGUUUAUCAGCUUAAUCAAUACUUAUGGUCAGUGUGCUAAUUCACAAGUUACUAUGGUCAUAUUGUUGUGGAAAAAGAUGAACAGGUUUGGUCCACAAUAGGAGUGUUUUUAAACUUCAAGCACUCCUUUUAAAGUAUGCAAAUUAUUAGAAUUAUGCAUUUGUUUUGGAAGCAUUAUUUCAUAUCACAAUGCCUCAGAUAUGAUUUCCUCAUUUUCUUAAUCUCUUCUUAAAUUUUUUUUUUUAAACUUGUUUGAGUGUUUUGUAUGUUUAUAUCAGGAUAGGGCUCAAUUUCUUUUCAAAAUUAAGAAAUUGUUGAUUUAUUGUCAUGUGCCACUUUUACUAAUGCUUGAUUUUUAAACUUGCUGAUCAUUUUCAUGUAUGGCACCUCAAAUAUAUAUAUAUAUAUAUAUAUAUAUAUAUAUAUAUAUAUAUAUAUAUAUAUAUAUAUAUAUAUAUAUAUAUAUAUAUUUCAAAAAUUAAAUACUGCAUGUGCACUCUGUAUUACAUUGAUCUGCAUUAAAUUUAAAUUAAUAAAAAGGUUACUGCCUUAGGUCAUGGAGUUUCUCUUUGUGUCAGUUUCAGUAGGUAUCCAUGCAAAAUUAUUAUACAUAUGCAAAAUUUUAAGUGAUGUAAUGACUGAUUUGCUUAAUGAAA
This is a messenger RNA of Carassius gibelio (silver crucian carp), 2965 nucleotides long. RefSeq names its product uridine diphosphate glucose pyrophosphatase NUDT14. Gene Ontology annotation, molecular function: UDP-sugar diphosphatase activity; metal ion binding. Gene Ontology annotation, biological process: ribose phosphate metabolic process; nucleoside phosphate metabolic process. Lineage: Eukaryota; Metazoa; Chordata; Actinopteri; Cypriniformes; Cyprinidae. The record is from RefSeq and is a predicted model, not a curated record. The transcript is spliced from 5 exons. The coding region runs from base 91 to 828 and encodes 245 amino acids.